AUGAUGCAGUGCAAUGACACUCUGGUUGCAGUUGACACAAACGUACUCAUGGGAAAGCUGCAUGUUUUGAAAGGGCUGUCGCACAUUUUUGAGGACAUAGGCAUGGCGCUGUUUGUCCCGAAAACAGUCAGCCGGGAGCUGGACAGGCUGAAAACAGACAACGCAAGCGCGCGGGAGGCGCUCCACUUCAUAGAGCAAGAGACCGCCAGAAGCAACCGCAAAGUUUUUAUGGAGCCAUUUGUUGAGGAAACAGGCUCUACCAACGACGACUCGAUUGUUAUUUCCUGCUGGAACAACCGCAUACCCAUUCUCCUGUCGGACGACAAAGCAAUGCGGCUUAAAGCGAACAGCGCGGAGGAGAAGGGCCUUGUGUCGAUUUCUGUCGGGGGCAAGACCGCAGCCGAGCUCUUCGAUGAAAUGGCGCAGCUUCUAGGCAUGCACUUUAUGGAGUGCGACAUGAAGGAGGACGACUUCGUGGGGGACAUAAAGAAGAUGACGGCCCGCGCCGCCUUUCUGAUAUACCACAGGAGGGUGCUUCCAACCGUCGAGCGAGAGCUGGGGAAAGACCUCGCGCAGUUCUACCUUCCGGAGGGCCUAGAGCACUCGCUGUCCUCCUUGCUUGAGUAUGUCCUAAAGAACCACCAAUUAUUCAGAGGAAUGCUUUCGAAUGCUUCUAUUAAAAUCAUCACGAAGCUCCACAAGAAGUGUGUGACCGAGCAAGAAAUUGCUUUGCUUCUUGAUGUUUUUGGCGUUUCAUUUGGCGGAUAA
This is a messenger RNA of Nematocida major, 768 nucleotides long. RefSeq lists its product as uncharacterized. The coding region runs from base 1 to 768 and encodes 255 amino acids. Gene Ontology annotation, cellular component: nucleus. Lineage: Eukaryota; Fungi; Microsporidia. The record is from RefSeq and is a predicted model, not a curated record. The transcript has a single exon.